AUGCCAAACUGGAAUCCUCUCCCAAUUUUUCUUUGCAUUACAAUUUUCCCCUAUUCCUACGCAAUCUACCUCCCUACCUACUAUUUCAACACCUGCAAUGCUAGUGAUACCUCAAAAGCCAGGGAUUGUCUUACGCCAGUGACCACAUCAUUUAAAGGAGCAACUAUAAAUUUCGAGAAUUUCACCACAGAUGAAGGUCAGGAGAUUGUGAAGAAAUGUGAGAGUGCUAAGACGUGCCUCUCAAACCUCCCUUGUCUCGCUGACACUCAAAUCUCCAAAAUGCUCAAUGUGCUCUGUGAUGUCACCACCUAUUAUUUCAAUGGGUACGCCGAUUGCCAAAAGAAAAUGACCACGCCUCCUGCGUGUAUGGUAGAGGCUCAUGAUCUAUGGGUACAACUCGGUCAGCUCGAAUACCCGUGCUACAUCAUUGGUACAUACCGUGAAUGUAUCGAAAAGGGUAUUACUAACGUGUGUGGAGUGGAGAAAUGGAAACCGUGGGUGAAGAUAAUUGGCGAGUGGAAAAUUGCAGACAAUGCCAAUUGUACUCCAGCUGUUCCGAUUUGA
Molecule: messenger RNA, 564 nt
Organism: Caenorhabditis remanei
Lineage: Eukaryota; Metazoa; Nematoda; Chromadorea; Rhabditida; Rhabditidae
Exons: 4
Coding region: 1-564 (187 amino acids)
Source: RefSeq, a predicted model, not a curated record